Messenger RNA from Ilex paraguariensis (yerba mate), 234 nucleotides. Lineage: Eukaryota; Viridiplantae; Streptophyta; Magnoliopsida; Aquifoliales; Aquifoliaceae. The record is from the annotation of a GenBank genome assembly.
AUGGCUGAGAUUGAAUUGAAGACUGCUCCAGCUGAUUUUCGAUUCCCAACAACAAAUCAAACGAGACACUGUUUCACACGCUACAUCGAGUUCCACAGGUGCUUGGCAGCAAAAGGUGAAGAGUCUGAUGAAUGCGUGAGAUUUGCCAAAUACUAUCGUUCCCUCUGCCCAGGUGAAUGGAUCGAGAGGUGGAAUGAACAGAGGGAGAAUGGGAGUUUCCCAGGGCCACUUUAA